Molecule: messenger RNA, 1234 nt
Organism: Scaptodrosophila lebanonensis
Lineage: Eukaryota; Metazoa; Arthropoda; Insecta; Diptera; Drosophilidae
Product: inositol oxygenase
Exons: 4
Coding region: 121-999 (292 amino acids)
Biological process (GO): inositol catabolic process
Cellular component (GO): cytoplasm
Molecular function (GO): inositol oxygenase activity; iron ion binding
Source: RefSeq, a predicted model, not a curated record
UCUCGCAGCGCUAAGCGUGCGGUACUACCAACAAGUAACACUCAUUUCUCUGUUUGUUUUUGUUUCCUCUAAUUUUUUUCCGGUGCAAGUGCGACUCUCAAAAAUCAAAUUUGAUACACCAUGAGAAUUUUGGCAGAGAAUCAAAUCGACUUGCUCGAUCCAUCCGAGCUUUUGAGGCCGGAACCUACAUUCGCGGAUAAGAAUCCGUCGAAGUUUCGUGACUAUACCGUCGAUGCGGCCGAUCCAUUGAAGGAACGCGUGCGUCAGACAUACCGUCAGAUGCAUUUGAAUCAAACUGUCGACUUUGUGAUGGGACGACGCAAUCGUUGGUUAAAGUUCAACACCAUGAAGAUGACAGUGCGAGAGGCACUCGAGAAACUGAACGAUCUGGUCGAUGAAUCGGAUCCCGAUCUCGACCUGCCGAACAUUGUGCACGCCUUCCAGGCAGCAGAGCGUGCCCGGCUCGAGUUUCCGGAACACGACUGGCUACAUCUGACCGCCCUCAUACACGACCUGGGCAAGGUAAUGGCCUUCUAUGAUGAGCCCCAAUGGGCCGUCGUGGGCGACACAUUUGCCGUGGGAUGUCGCUGGGGCGACAGUAUUGUUUACCGCGAGGAUAGCUUCGUGGGCAACCCCGAUGGCAAUAAUCCCAAAUAUAACACAGACUAUGGCAUCUAUCAGCCCAACUGCGGGAUUGAUAAUCUCCUGAUGUCGUGGGGGCACGACGAGUAUAUGUACAAUGUCCUGAAGCACAACAAUACGAAGCUGCCGGAUGUGGCCUGCAACAUAAUACGCUUCCAUUCGUUCUACCCGUGGCACAAUGGUGGGGACUAUAAGCACUUCGAAGCGCCAGAGGAUGCCGAGACCAAAAAGUGGGUCUUGAUCUUUAACCGCUACGAUCUGUAUACGAAAAGCGAGACUGUGCCCGAUAUUGAGUCUCUCUGGCCGUAUUAUCAGUCUUUGAUCGACAAAUACUUGCCCGGUGUCUUGGAGUUCUAGACGAUUGUGUUUUUUAUAAUAAUAAUAGCAUAAUUGCCACCCUGACCAUGGGUUUGGGCACACAUUUUAUAUGUUCAUUGAUUUUUGAUGCCACAUAUAUAUAUAUAUAUGAUUUAAAUGCCUAUUCGUUGAUCUAUAACCAUGUAUCCUAUAUAUCCCGUACUCAUAAUCGUUAUAAUUUCCUUUUUACAAUGCAACGCUAUACAUAAUUAAAGAUUUCAUUUAUUACACAAUA